AUGUCUAAGUCCAAGCUGAAUAGAAACACCAUCUCGAAAGCGGAGCAACGUGCCGAGUAUCGUACCUUCAAGACCGUGUUCUCGUACUGCAUUUUAAUCAUUGUGCUUCCCGUGCUAACAUUCUUCACCUCCAAACAUUGGCUGUUUGAUGGGCUGCUGCAGCUGUCCAGCGUAACAAGCAAUAUCUAUUCGGCGGUGAGCGCAGUAGUCGCGCUGCACGUGGCUUUGUUUCUGUUUAUAUACAAGGCCUACUUUGCGGCUAGCAACGAUACCCCCGAUACCGGCAGCAGGGAUCGUGGGGAUAAGAUCGCCCACAAGGAAGACUAG
Molecule: messenger RNA, 327 nt
Organism: Anopheles marshallii
Lineage: Eukaryota; Metazoa; Arthropoda; Insecta; Diptera; Culicidae
Product: vacuolar ATPase assembly integral membrane protein VMA21 homolog
Exons: 2
Coding region: 1-327 (108 amino acids)
Biological process (GO): vacuolar proton-transporting V-type ATPase complex assembly
Cellular component (GO): endoplasmic reticulum membrane
Source: RefSeq, a predicted model, not a curated record